Messenger RNA from Suricata suricatta (meerkat), 3079 nucleotides. RefSeq names its product PHD finger protein 10 (gene PHF10). The record is from RefSeq and is a predicted model, not a curated record. The coding region runs from base 1620 to 2975 and encodes 451 amino acids. The transcript has 11 exons. Gene Ontology annotation, cellular component: npBAF complex. Lineage: Eukaryota; Metazoa; Chordata; Mammalia; Carnivora; Herpestidae.
GGCACCGGGGCACCCCCUUCCUUCGCGCACCUGCGGGCACCGCGGCGCCCAAGCGCCGCCCGGAAGCCGUGCCUUCGGCUCGCGGACGACUUUGCGUUUUUAACUUUUCUGCACUAUUUCAACUUUUUUACCGAGAGGAAUAUACUUAAAUCGACACAGAAGUCCUCAAAGUGCUCAGAAACAAGUAAAACAAGACAAAACCAAAAAGCAAACAACCAAAAAGCCCACUUGAAUCCUCAAUUUUCGUAAAAGGAGUUAUGCCUGAAAUGUUGGCUCGGAAGUGUCUUAAUUGUGAUCGAUGCUGUUAAAUGACAGUUUUUGGAGAAUACAUUUAUUUCCUGCUUUCCAUCUCCUGCCUGGUUGCCUUCUCUUAAUAGGAACGUACCAGGGCUCUCGGAUUGAAUGAUGCUCCUUCGGGAACUAAAACGGACAGAGUCGCAUUCUGUUUGAGUCUUUGGGAAGGAAUCCGAGUGUAUUCCUGACGGCCAGGGCCAGGGUCCAGUGAGCUGUCUGAUGGUCAGCACGGUUACAGGCGCUGACUUUAUGGGGCGCAGCAUUUGCUAGGCCUCGAUCUAAGGCCACCGAGUGUGCAGCUUCUUGAACCCUUGCCUGAGCCCAGCCCGGCGGGCUCCGCGUGGGGCUCUAGGACCCAAGCAGCUGGUAGAGAGCCCCUCGGACGCUUGAAGGGCGGGCCCCGCGAGCGCCCGUCCAGCCACCGCGCGACCAGCGCACCUUCUUGUCCAGGGUUGUCUUUUAUGUAGCAAGAGAACCACGGUAUAGAACAGAAUUUCAUUCGUCUUCUAAAUCUACAUUUCCUUGAUUGUUUUCUAAAAGGUAUUUUUGUAAGGGUUACAGUCCUCAAGCCUUCAGCUACUGUGAGUCCGUCCGUUUCCUGACCUUUGACACAUCACUCCUUUCGAGUGGAGCGGUGCAGCUUGUGACAUUACUGUCUCCACGGACAGUGUCAUCAAAACAUGUUGAAGCCUCCCUGUUGGGUGGGGUGUGUGCUCUCUGCUGCUGUGUAGACCGACGAGUCUUAAUAGGGCUUAGUUUUGCCAAAUGUUUGCAAUGUAAGAAAGAAGUGAACAGGGUUGGUAACGUGUCCUUAGUCCGAACGCCCUUCUGUAUGGGAGCGGAAGUCUGUGAGAGAGCCCCGGGGCACAGUCCGACCCACCAGCUGUCCGCUGAGUCGGGCACUGCCGGACCGCCUGGUUUUCCCAGCUGAGGCAGAGGGUUGGCUGUAGUUUUAGGGUUGAAGCAGUUUCACGUAUUUGUUUACAGUGCAGGGCGAUUUAACUUCAGUCGGUAAGAAGGCAAAGGUAGGUUUAGAUUUACAGGUUAAUUGAGAAUUUUCUUAUUUUGGUUGUAUUGCAGAUCACUUUUUAGUUUUUUUCCAGGUUUUGCCAAGCCAGAUUCUUGGCCCUUUAUAAUGACAGUAGAAAAGCUAACAUUUGUAUGACCGGUUGUCCUUAAAAGCUUUUAAGUUGAGCCUCUUAGCAGGUCUGGGAUGAGACGUAAUCAUGUUUUCUUUAUUUUUACCUGUUUUUUUACUUUUUAACGUAUAGGAUGAUAAUGAAGAUAAUUCAAACGAUGGGACCCAGCCGUCCAAGAGGAGGCGAAUGGGCUCCGGAGACAGCUCGCGGAGCUGUGAGACUCCAAGCCAGGACCUCGGCUUUAGCUACUACCCAGCAGAGAACCUGAUAGAGUACAAAUGGCCGCCUGAUGAGACGGGGGAGUACUACAUGCUUCAGGAGCAAGUCAGCGAGUAUUUGGGUGUGACCUCCUUUAAGCGGAAGUACCCAGAUUUAGAGCGACGAGAUUUGUCUCACAAAGAGAAGCUCUACCUGAGGGAGCUGAACGUCAUCACGGAGACCCAGUGCACGCUCGGUCUAACAGCGUUGCGCAGUGAUGAAGUGAUUGAUUUAAUGAUAAAAGAAUAUCCAGCCAAACAUGCUGAAUAUUCUGUUAUUUUACAAGAAAAAGAGCGUCAGCGAAUUACGGACCAUUAUAAGGAGUAUUCUCAAAUGCAACAGCAGAAUACUCAGAAGGUCGAAGCCAGCAAAGUGCCCGAGUACAUUAAGAAAGCUGCUAAAAAAGCAGCUGAAUUUAACAGCAACCUGAACCGGGAGCGCAUGGAGGAGAGACGGGCAUAUUUCGACUUGCAGACGCACGUCAUCCAGGUGCCUCAAGGGAAGUACAAGGUGUUACCGACAGAGCGAACCAAGGUCAGUUCUUACCCAGUGGCCCUCAUCCCGGGACAGUUCCAGGAAUAUUACAAAAGGUACUCGGCGGACGAGCUGCGGUACCUGCCGUUGAACACGGCCCUCUACGAGCCCCCGCUGGACCCCGAGCUCCCGGCCCUGGAUAGCGACGGCGACUCGGACGACGCCGAGGACGGGCGAGGAGACGAGAAGCGGAAACAGAGAGGCACCUCGGACAGCUCGUCCGGCAACGUGUCCGAAGGGGAAGGCCUUCCCGACGGCCAGGAGGAGCCUCUCCCAGGAAGACCGAGAUCCAAGGACAAAGCUGCUACUCCAAGAAAAGAUGCUUCCAAACGUUCUGUACUGUCCAAGUCAGUCCCUGGGUACAAGCCAAAGGUCAUUCCCAAUGCUCUGUGUGGAAUUUGUCUGAAGGGUAAGGAGUCCAACAAGAGAGGGAAGGCUGAAUCACUUAUACACUGCUCCCAGUGUGAGAACAGCGGCCAUCCUUCUUGCCUGGAUAUGACCAUGGAGCUUGUUUCUAUGAUUAAGACCUACCCAUGGCAAUGCAUGGAGUGUAAAACUUGCAUUAUAUGUGGACAACCCCACCAUGAAGAAGAAAUGAUGUUCUGUGAUGUGUGUGACAGAGGUUAUCAUACUUUUUGUGUGGGCCUUGGUGCUAUUCCAUCAGGUCGCUGGAUUUGUGACUGUUGUCAGCGCGCCCCCCCAACACCCAGGAAGGUGGGCAGAAGGGGGAAAAACAGCAAAGAGGGAUAAAAUAGUUUUUAAUCCCAAUAUUGUAAUAUGGAUUUAAAUGAAAUACUUGGUGCCAAUUUAUUUACAUUUUCCAUUUUAUGCCAAUAAAAGAUUUCUGAAAUUAA